Thamnophis elegans (Western terrestrial garter snake) is the source of this 915-nucleotide messenger RNA. RefSeq names its product olfactory receptor 14A16-like. Gene Ontology annotation, biological process: G protein-coupled receptor signaling pathway. The coding region runs from base 1 to 915 and encodes 304 amino acids. Lineage: Eukaryota; Metazoa; Chordata; Lepidosauria; Squamata; Natricidae. The record is from RefSeq and is a predicted model, not a curated record. Gene Ontology annotation, cellular component: membrane. Gene Ontology annotation, molecular function: G protein-coupled receptor activity; olfactory receptor activity. The transcript has a single exon.
AUGGAGAACCGAACCACAGUGCCUUACUUUCUGCUUCUGGAAUUCUCAAAAAAUCGGCAUCUGCAGCUUUUGCAUUUCUUCAUUUUCUUUGUGUUAUAUCUGACAACUGUAACAACAAAUCUUCUCAUCAUAUCUGCAGUUGCUUUUGACAAUCGACUGCACAGCCCCAUGUACUUCUUUCUUAUGAAUUUAGCUCUACAGGAUAUGGUCAUUGUUUCAGCUAUUGUCCCCAAAUCCAUGAUAAAUUCUCUCAUGAACACCAGACACAUCUCUUACUUUGGUUGUGUUACUCAAUAUUUUCUCUUUCUCUCUUUUGAAGCUUCUGAUUUAUUCCUCCUGACAGUUAUGGCAUAUGAUCGGUAUGUUGCUAUUUGCCAUCCCCUGCACUAUGAGUUGGUGAUGAAUUGGAAAUACUGUACUGAGAUAGUAAUUGUAGUGUGGGUUUCAGGUAUUCUGUAUGGAAUGUUUCAUACCACUGGCACGUUCUCCAUCCUUUUUUGUUCCAAUGUGGUCAACCAAUUCUUCUGUGAUACUCCACAAUUGCUAAAAUUAUCCUGCUCUGGAUUAAAUCUACUUGAGUUUGGAUUUCUUGUGGCCAGUAUCAUUGCUGUAAUAGGUUGUUUUACUUUUAUAGUUAUAUCAUAUGCAGUGAUCUUUAGGGCAGUGUUAAGAAUCUCUUCUGAAAAAGGAAGGCAAAAAGCCUUAUCCACUUGUAUUCCCCAUCUUACGGUAGUGAUUAUAUUAGUAUUAAGUGGAUGCUUUGCCUAUCUGAGACCCUCUUCUAACACUGCAUCUUAUUUAGAUAUUGGAUUGACUGUUCUGUAUGCCCUCCUUCCACCAAUGUUUAAUCCAAUCAUCUAUAGCAUGAGAAAUAAGUAUAUCAAAUGUGUCCUUUCUAAACUUUGGAGGUUUUAA